AAACAAACAACCAUGUAUGAAGAUUCCUGGUACGCUUUUGUGCCGGACUCACAUAAGAAGGAUGAUGUGUCUACACAGGGCACCAAGCAUCGACGGAAAGAGUCCUUGUUGAAACAGACAAAUGGAGGAAGCCAAAUACCCGGCUCUUCAGAUCCGAUCAUGGAACUCUUUGAGGAGACUUCCGGACUGAAAGGCCCUCCUCAGGCUACCCUUGCCAGGAGAGCAAAGUCAUACAGUGACUUUUAUGAAGUUGCAAUGGACUACCUCAAAAAAGAAGCCAGGCAUUCAAAACCAGAAGAUGUCCUUGAGACCUUUGAUAGCAAAGUGGGAAAGGUUCCUUUUGCACUGCAGUUCGAAGAGCUUGAGGAUGAUCUCUUGGAUGCAAGUCAAGAGGAGUAUCAACUCUAUCGGGACCAGUUAGGCUUGUCUGAAAGGCAUCUUGACAGUUUGCUCAGCGAUACUACAUCGGCUUUAAAUUUACUGGCGGGCCUUUCCGAGUCGUUCAAGACUGUUGAAUCAGAGACAACAGCGUUCCAAGCUCAGUGCGAAGACUUGCUGGCUGACCAGAAACGUAUCCGUGAUCUGGCAGAUGAAGUUGGGACGGAUCUACAGUACUAUGCGUACCUGGAGCCUUUGACAAGGCGCCUCAAUGCCCCAGGGGCUGGCAGGCUUGUGAGGAGUGACGACUUUUUGGACAUGUUGCUGAACCUAAACACAUGUAUAGAUUUUAUGGACCAACAUCCAAACUAUCGAGACUCAACCGUCUACAAAACUCGAUACACUACACUCCUGGAAAGAGCUCUCAAUCUCAUCCAAAUGGACUUUGCAUCUGCUCUUAAGGAGGUGUCUGAUGAUGUUGCAAAGCAGCUGCGCCUCAAGGUACAUAACGAGACAUCCGAAUACGUCCUGCUCUAUGGCAAGUUUGAGAAGAUACUUGAGGAUCGCGGACCACAGUUGAAGAGGUUCUUGCAAUAUCAAGAAUUUGCAUUUGGGCGUGAACAGGAUACGAAGGAACGACGCUCAUACGUGCAACACUAUCACAACUUGUACAACGAUAUUCUACAGGCAUACCUCAAAAGCCGUGAGCAAGUCCCACCGGUGGUUUUGAAGAAUCUUCGCAAACUGGGAACUGCUGAUUCGAUUUCUGAGGGGGAUUUCGAGGCCCUCGCAAGACGCUCAGUUCAAUAUGUCUUGGACACCUGCCACAACGAGCAGACUCUAAUGUUCAAGUUUUUUCAUGACGGCCCAUUGUUGACAGAGUAUCAUGGCAUGGUAUUCUGGAACAAGACUGCUAAUUAUGCCGAGAGACUCCAUGACAACGCUUUGUCGCACCUAGUCACCCUCAACACGUUCCUUUCAGCGUACUUGGGCCAUGGGAAUCUGCCACGGAUCUGCUAUUUGGUCAACUGGUUGGAAACAACGUACAUAUCUUCUGGCGAUGAGGAGUCAGAUGCGGACCAACCAGCAGACGGUCGAAGGUGGAUAGCUCAGGUUUUGCUCAGCAAGUAUCUUUGGCCAACGAUGGACUUGUUGUUCAUAAAAGCUGCGGGAGAGAUCGAGCAAUUCAAGCCAUCGCAGGAAGACCUCAGAUUUACCACGAAGUAUAUUCCACUUGCGGGAGAGAGGAAGAAAUCCAGCACUGGCCAAACUGCUACUGAAAAGUCCGACGAUCCUAAUCUGCAAGCCCCCACGGCCUUGAACGCCUAUCCUACUGUUCAGACCGCGGUCAAGCUUUUGGUAAUGUACAACGAAGGCUCUUAUGAUAGACCGAGAAGCGGUGACGUCCUCUACGAUAUUGUCCACCAGACGACAGAAUCCCUUCAAAAGGCAGCCACAGUCAUCAAGCGCAACAGCGUCAUUAUGGACGCACAACUUUUCCUCAUCAAGAACCUCAUGCUCAUCGAAAACCUCUUCAUGACGCACGAAAUCCCUGAUUCCGUUCGACAGUCAGCCGAAUUCGACUUCACCCCUAUUUGGGAGACUAUUCAGGAGCUUCAGAACAGGAGACAACUCUUCAAUCCUCUUGCGUACAUCAGGCCUCUCGUGAAGGGUGAACUUCUCCCGGCAGUUGUUGACCGAGUUUUGGAUGCGAGAAAGGAGCUUGAGAAGGUUCUCGUUCAGCAGAUUACCGCAUUCACGAAAAACUGGCAAGCUCGCUUGGCGGAGAAGGAUGACCAGAAGAGGGAGGGCGUUGCCAAGGAGUUGGACGCGAUGCUGAAUAAGGUAUUCGAUGAUGAGACAACUAGGGCUGCAUUGUGGAAGAUGAUCAGAGCUGAAGAAUAAAUUUUCAGCAUUCGCGUUGUGCGAUUUGGCGGAGCAGAGAGAGAGAGAGAAGGCACUGCCAGGGACUUGAGUGCAGUGCUUAACAAGGCCUAUGAUGAAAAGACUCCUAGGCCUGCAUUGCGGAGGAUAAUCAAAGCUGAAGAAUAGUUCUUCACUCUUUAUGUAGUUGCUGGAACGGUCCGGCCUUUGAAAUCCAAAUAUCGUGAAUUAGUUCCCCC
Molecule: messenger RNA, 2501 nt
Organism: Hyaloscypha bicolor E
Lineage: Eukaryota; Fungi; Ascomycota; Leotiomycetes; Helotiales; Hyaloscyphaceae
Product: Sec34-domain-containing protein
Exons: 5
Coding region: 13-2283 (756 amino acids)
Biological process (GO): autophagy; Golgi organization; cytoplasm to vacuole targeting by the Cvt pathway
Cellular component (GO): cis-Golgi network; COG complex; membrane
Source: RefSeq, a predicted model, not a curated record